Molecule: messenger RNA, 1637 nt
Organism: Harmonia axyridis
Lineage: Eukaryota; Metazoa; Arthropoda; Insecta; Coleoptera; Coccinellidae
Gene: PIG-Wa
Product: GPI-anchored wall transfer protein 1
Exons: 1
Coding region: 268-1614 (448 amino acids)
Biological process (GO): protein localization to plasma membrane; GPI anchor biosynthetic process
Cellular component (GO): endoplasmic reticulum; membrane
Molecular function (GO): glucosaminyl-phosphatidylinositol O-acyltransferase activity
Source: RefSeq, a predicted model, not a curated record
AUUGUUAAUUGUAGGAAAGAUUGUAUGGAGAUCUGAUUGAAUAAAUUGAAUUGGAAUUAACUACGGACAAAUUGGCUCGCAACAGGUGGUAAUUUUUUCUAUGAAUCUUUCUCAUAACCUCAAAUCAAGAAUCUGGCAGAAUGAAGGAAAUCAAAUAUUGGAUAAGAUAACAACUUUGGCUUACAUUUUAUAAAUAAUUUUUAUUUAAUUAGUAAGAGAGUUUUCAUAUUGAGUUUUUAAUUCGACUAAACGAAUUUGUUUCUGGAAAUGGCCAUCGAAGAGGGAAAAAACAUGAAUGUGGAUGAUUUCAUGAAGUCAAACGGAACAACACCUUUAGAAACUUUAAGUCUGAUUAUUCCCUCGAUAUUGGGUGUUUACAUGAGUACAACUUUAGUCAGCAUACUGAAAAUUGAGGGAACAUGGCAAUUUAUUACAGAAUUUAUCACCCUAUUAGUACCAAUUGUUUUAAAUGUCACAAUAUUUUCUCCUUACAUAAAAGGUCACAUCAUUGUAACAUUCAUACUUUACAUGAGUUUACUUGUUUUGGCUUGGCAACAAUCUCGUCAAUCUAAACAGAAAGUCUGCAAAACUGAAGAAAAAAGAAUACCUUUCAUCACAAAUGCAAGAGCCACAAUAAAUAUAAUUUCUGUGAUUGCAAUUCUGGCAGUAGAUUUCCGAAUAUUUCCAAGAAGAUUUGCCAAAACUUCUACAUUUGGUUUUAGUUUGAUGGAUUUAGGAGUAGGUUUAUAUAUUUUUGCUAAUUCCAUAGUUUCACCUGAAUGUUUGAAUAGAAAAGACUCGUAUAAUAAAAUAGUGAAAAGUUGUAUUCCAUUAUUUAUUCUAGGAUUACUUCGUUUAUUAUUCACUAAAAGUUUGGACUAUCAGGUACCCACUACAGAGUAUGGAGUGCACUGGAAUUUUUUCUUUACUUUACUGUUAACCAAAUGUAUCAGUUCAUUAAUUAUUAGAACAGCUCAUGUUAAACAAAUGGGAAUUUUCUCUAUUCUUAUUCUCAUUGUACAUGAGUUUUUACUUCAAAUUUACUUUCAAGAUAUUGUUAUGAACAAUGAACCUAGAACAAAUUUUUUCUUAGCAAAUAAAGAAGGUAUUUCUUCAGUAUUAGGCUAUGUAAGUUUAUAUUUAUUUGCAGUGUAUUUUGGGCAUAUUUUGAAGGAAGAAGUUUUUGGGUCCACUAGAGUAUAUGCAAAUAUUCGAAUGUUUAUUACAUAUUUGUCCAUUAUUGGAAUUUUAUCAUUUUUUUGUAACAUGAAAUUCGGAACUUCUAGAAGAUUAACAAAUAUGGCUUACUGUUUUUGGGUGAUUUUUGUAGGAAUUUUGGCUGCAUUCAUAUUUUAUCUUGGAGAACUACUCCAAAAGUUUGCAUUUGGAAAACAAUAUAAUUUUAUAAGAUGCCCCUAUAUUUAUGAAGCCGUUAAUUUUAAUUCUUUAGUUUUCUUCUUACUAGGAAAUGUUUUCACAGGUAUGAUCAAUUUUAUUUUAGUUACUAGAAAUAUUGAAGAUUCAAUUGCGUUGACUAUUUUACUUCUGUAUAUUUCAAUAUUAGCCAUAAUAAUGUGUAUAUUAUAUACAAAUAAAGUAAAACUGAAAGUGUGAUAAGGAUUCUCUUCUCAUUUGGA